AUGAUAACUGUUUAAAUAAGAACCCCAAAAGUUAAAUUAUCCAAACACAGGAUAUAAAAUAGUUAACCUACAAUAUUAAACUAUUCAAAUUUAAAUAGUUUUCAUGACUUUUUUAAUAAUAGUUAGCAUAGUAAUGAAUAGAGAUAAAGAAUAUUUAAUAGCAGAUGUAAAACUGAAAAUACUUAAAUGGAAGUAUCAAUCAAGCCAAAUAAACAAAAAUUGUCUAGUUAAUCUACAACAAUUAGUUUGGCAAGCAGUACUAGUCCUAAUUAAGGUAUGAAAAAUGAAAAAGGUAAUUCUAACAGCAGCUUUAAAAUAUAAUAACAAUAGAAUUCUGUCAAUUCCUUUUAAGAGAAUGGAACAAAUUAAAAACUUAAAUAGUAAUUACAAAAAAUUGUUGAAAGAACUAACAAGAUGAUGAAUAAUUAUUAAAAAGUUUCUAAAAAAUGGGAAUAAAGAGAAUUUGAACUCAAGUAAGAAAUAUCAACAUUAAAAAAAAUCAUUCAAAAAUAAAAUGUCUAACUUCAAAAACAUAAUUUAAAUCCGAUCUGUUUAUGA
This is a messenger RNA of Paramecium pentaurelia, 558 nucleotides long. NCBI's taxonomy places the organism in Eukaryota, Ciliophora, Oligohymenophorea, Peniculida, Parameciidae. The record is from the annotation of a GenBank genome assembly.